AUGCUAGGCAAAACGCACUUGAGCGCUACAUCCCUCACCACCCAUUCAGCACCUAGAUCACCACCAGAGCAGCACGCCACACAUAUCCAUCACGCUGAUACCACAUAUCUGACACACUCGAUCCCAUUCACUACACUCGAGUACCAUCAUAUGCAUUCAACGUCACUUGAAGAGCACAAUGACGAUGACGAUCUACCAUCCAUGUCAUGGAACUUUACGCACCCGCCGUGUGGCAUCCCAGAUAUCCUAAUCACCAGCAGUGCAGCACCAUCACCCACAUCGUCACCACCACGCAUGCUAACAAGACUACAAUCCCGCAUGCAUUCACGCAACCCGUCGCGUGCACCGUCGCCGGUGCGUGCUGCUGCAUCGCCUGCUAAAAAAAGUGGUGUUAUCAAGGAGCCGGUGGAGUGUAUGUAUGAGACGAUGAAGGCGUGGCAUAUAUCCCAGUCGUUUGGUGAUGCGGCUACUGAUGGUGGGGAGGAAGAGGAACAUGGGAGACGGUAUCCACGGCCCCGGACGAGCUACAGUGAGCUUAUUAGGGAGGCGAUUGAAGCCAGUGUCACGAAAUCGCUGAGUCUGCAGGAGAUUUAUGAUGCGAUUCGGGAGCGGCAUCCGUACUUUCGCGAAACCGACUCGGCAUGGAAGAACUCGAUCCGGCACAACCUCUCCGUGCACUCCGUCUUUGUCAAGAAGCCGCGUCCGCUCAAUCGCCCAGGAAAGGGGUUUCUUUGGACGGUAAACAAGGCAAAAGUCAAGCAUGGUGGGAGAAGGAACGGUAAUAAUGGGAGUCUGCAACGUGACUCGCGAACAGCCACAUCGUCACGAACAGCUACACCCUCAGAUAUGUCUGUUGAUCCAGCAACACUGCAGUACCCAUCACCGCCAGUAACGUCGGAAAGCUUUGUGGAUUUCGUGUUUGAGGAUUCAGUGGGUGGUGGUGGUUCCGUUGUGUGUGAUAAUGUUGCUACGGAGGGAGUAAUUCAAGAUCAAGAACGCGAUGAGCAAGUACAGCAGCAGCAGAUUUUAUCACACUCUGAUUUGGAGCUUCUGAGAGUCUUGCUGGAGACUCAUGCUGCUAUGAGUGGGAAUACGUAUGUUAAAGUCGAGCCUGAAUGUGCUACUCAAGAACCGGAUACAAAUGCCAUGAGAAUCGACCAACAAGACAGUACAAUACUUGGUGGAAUGUCAAUGGCUGCUCCAUGCCCACCACCACAACAAGAGCCAGCAUAUACCCUUAAAGCAUCAACACCAUCAGACACAGACGAAUGGAUGUGUAAAGCCGGAUCUGUAGGCUUCCAUGAUAUAACGCUGCCGGCUAUGAGCAAGCUGGCGUCGAAUGGAUCGAUUAGCACAAUGAGCUUCCAGGAAUGGGUUGCGACGUUGGGGGAUGAAUUUGACCUCGUGUCCAGUGUAAAGUACCAAUGA
This is a messenger RNA of Synchytrium microbalum, 1428 nucleotides long. RefSeq lists its product as uncharacterized. Lineage: Eukaryota; Fungi; Chytridiomycota; Chytridiomycetes; Synchytriales; Synchytriaceae. Gene Ontology annotation, biological process: regulation of transcription by RNA polymerase II. Gene Ontology annotation, molecular function: DNA-binding transcription factor activity, RNA polymerase II-specific; RNA polymerase II cis-regulatory region sequence-specific DNA binding. The record is from RefSeq and is a predicted model, not a curated record. The coding region runs from base 1 to 1428 and encodes 475 amino acids. The transcript is spliced from 2 exons.